Malaclemys terrapin pileata is the source of this 1407-nucleotide messenger RNA. RefSeq names its product butyrophilin subfamily 1 member A1-like. Bases 1 to 1407 code for a protein of 468 amino acids. The record is from RefSeq and is a predicted model, not a curated record. Lineage: Eukaryota; Metazoa; Chordata; Testudines; Emydidae. Gene Ontology annotation, molecular function: protein binding. The transcript has 7 exons.
AUGAAAUUAUCGUCUCUCCAACAUGACUCCGCAGCAAGAGUCUCUCUGCCUGGUUUCAUCAUUUUCUUCAUUAAUUUACCGAUUCACAACUUGGAGUCAGCCCAGUUCACUGUCAUCGGACUGAGUUCACCUGUCACCGCUAUUGUGGGUGAGGACAUUGUGUUAUCCUGUCACCUGUCUCCCCCGAUGAGUGUUGAGAACAUGGAGGUGAGAUGGUUCCGGUCCCAUUACUCUUUCCUUGUGCAUCGCUAUCGUGAUGGAAAGGAUCAGACUGAAUAUCAGAUGCCGGAAUAUACAGGAAGGACAGAGUUUCUGAAAGACGGCAUCAGAAAUGGAAGUGUCGCCUUGAGGUUACAUAAUAUCAGACCCACGGAUGAGGGACGAUACGUGUGCUAUUUUGAGUCAACUUCCUUUUAUAAAGAUGCCCAAAUGGAACUGAAGGUGGCAGCUCUAGGUGCUGCUCCUCUCAUCUCUGUUGAGGGAUAUCAGGAUGGAGGGAUCCGAGUGGUGUGCCGAUCAGCCGGGUGGUACCCAGAGCCUGAGGUUUUCUGGAGAGGUCUCACUGGACAACAUGUACCGUUGCUGUCUGAAAGAAAAUUCCAAGGGGCUAAUGGCCUGUUUGAAACAGAAACUUCUAUAAUCAUAACAGAAACCUCAAACCAGAACAUCUCCUGUUCCAUUAGGAGCACUCUCCUCAAACAAGAAAAGGAAUCAAGAAUUUAUGUAGCAGAACUUUUUUUCCCGACGAAAUCUCCCUGGAUCGCCAUUCUGUGCACGAUCCUGGUUAUUCUGGUUUUUUUUAUUGGCCUCUUAAUUUAUCUCUUGAAAACAAAAGGGAUGAAGGCUGCAGAAUAUAGGUGGAGAGACUGCCUUACAGAAGCAGAGAGCGUGACCCUGGAUCCAGAUACAGCAAAUCCCUACCUCAUCAUAUCUGCGGAUGGGAAAAGAGUCAGACUGGAAGGCACAGACCAGGAGCUGCUCGCCAAUCCUGAGGGAUUUAGUUAUUCUCCCUGUGUGCUGGCCUAUGAGGGAUUCACAUCUGGGAGACAUUUUUGGGGGGUGGAAGUUGGGAGCAAAGGAGGCUGGGCUGUGGGGGUGGCCAGAGAGUCUGUGAAAAGGAAGGAAGGAGCAGUGAUCCUUAAGCCUGAGGAGGGGAUCUGGGCUGUAGAGCGACAGUGGUGGGGUCAGUUCUGGGUUCUCACUAGCCCUAUGACACGCCUUUCCCUAAGUAGGAAACCUGAGAAGAUUCGGGUUUCUCUGGAUUACGAAGAGGGGCUGGUGGAAUUUUUCAAUGCUGAUAAUGUGAAACCGUUCUACGCUUUCUGCUCGGCCUCUUUCGCUGGUGAGAAAAUCUUCCCUUUCUUCCGGGUUGGGGGUGCAGGAGCCCACCUCAGAGUGUGUCCGUGA